Messenger RNA from Hemicordylus capensis (graceful crag lizard), 5695 nucleotides. It is a transcript of the gene PPP1R37, whose product is annotated as protein phosphatase 1 regulatory subunit 37. Lineage: Eukaryota; Metazoa; Chordata; Lepidosauria; Squamata; Cordylidae. The transcript is spliced from 13 exons. The record is from RefSeq and is a predicted model, not a curated record. Gene Ontology annotation, molecular function: protein binding. Bases 80 to 2932 code for a protein of 950 amino acids.
AGUAAUGACUCCAGGGGGUCCAUGAGAAGGGAAGGAGGAGCUCCCCCCCCGGACAGACACCCCCCUCACUUGCCUGGCUAUGGAGUGUGUGCAGGUUUCCCCAAGGCAGCAGCCCCAGCAAGGCAAAGCUGCUGAGGGGGACCGUCUCCUGCUGCUGUUGCCGCCGUCGCCUCCUGCUGUGCAGAAGGAAGAGGAGACUCUGUUGAAGGGCUCUGCUCCCUGGGCUGCCUCUCAGACAGACGGCAGCCAAGGUGGGACAGAGCUUCAAGGCAGUUUAGACUUCCCGGCACAUCUUCAGAGCAACCCCGAGAGCCUCUGCUCCCAGCACAACCCUCCUGCAGCAGCAGGGGAUCAUCCUGGCAGCAAUACAGCGGACCAAACGACUGCCUGCUCUUCAAAGGAGGUGUCCAAGGAGGUGGUGAGUUGUGAGGGGACAGAGGACCGGUUGCAGCCGCCCUUGGGCCAAGCGACGCUGAGCCAUCCACUACAGGGAGGAUCCCCCGCGACCGAGGUGGCCUGUUGUAGCCCCACUUUGGCCACAGAGUCUGCUGUGACUGUCCAAGAAUGCCUUAGGGACCUUGCAAGCUCUCCCCCGCAGAGCAUCAGUUUGCAGGAAAAACUAGACUCCACUUCUCAGAACUGUUGUUUAGGCUUGGAAGUGACAAGCCGAGACCAUCCCGAGGAGGACCAAACGGGCCGGGCUUCUCCACCUGCCGAGGAUGAGAAAGUCAAGCCUGGGGCAAAGCAUGUCACGUUUCCUUCCGACGAAGACAUUGUUUCCGGUGCCGUGGAGCCCAAAGACCCCUGGCGGCAUGCUCAGAAUGUGACUGUGGAAGAAAUCAUCACUGCCUACAAGCAAGCCUGUCAGAAGUUGAACUGCAAGCAGAUACCCAAACUACUGAAGCAGAUCCAGGAAUUUAAGGACUUGACUCCCAGGAUAGAUUGCCUGGAUCUAAAAGGCGAGAAGUUGGACUACAAGGCCUGUGAAGCCCUGGAAGAGAUUUUUAAGCGCCUCCAGUUCAAAAUUGUGGAUUUGGAGCAAACUAACCUGGAUGAAGAUGGUGCCUCUGCGCUCUUCGACAUGAUUGAAUACUAUGAGUCAGCCCAGCACCUCAACAUCUCAUUUAACAAACACAUCGGCACCCGGGGCUGGCAGGCAGCUGCGCACAUGAUGAGGAAGACAAACUGCCUCCAGUACCUGGAUGCCCGCAACACGCCUUUGCUGGAUCACUCGGCACCCUUCGUGGCACGGGCCCUGCGUAUCAGCAACAGCCUGGCUGUGCUGCACCUGGAAAACGCCAGCCUGUCUGGUCGCCCCCUCAUGUUGCUGGCCACGGCUCUGAAAAUGAAUAUGAACCUGCGGGAGCUUUACCUGGCUGACAACAAGCUGAACAGCCUCCAGGACUCGGCUCAGCUCGGCAACCUCUUGAAGUUCAACUGCUCCAUACAGAUCCUGGACCUGAGGAACAACCACAUUCUGGACUCGGGGCUGGCCUACAUCUGCGAGGGGCUGAAGGAGCAGCGGAAGGGCCUGGUCACACUGGUGUUGUGGAACAAUCAGCUGACUCACACCGCCAUGGCCUACAUGGGGAUGACGCUGCCCCACACACAGAGCCUGGAGACCCUGAACCUGGGGCACAACCCCAUCGGCAACGAGGGCGUCCGCAACCUGAAGAACGGGCUGAUUGGCAACCGCUCGGUGCUCCGGCUGGGCUUGGCUUCGACCAAGCUGACCUGCGAGGGUGCCGUGGCCGUGGCCGAAUUCAUCGCGGAGAGCCCCCGCCUGCUUCGGCUGGACCUGCGGGAGAACGAGAUCAAGACGGGGGGGCUGAUGGCCUUGUCCCUGGCCCUGAAGGUCAACCACUCGUUGCUGAGGCUGGACCUCGACCGAGAGCCCAAAAAGGAAUCGGUGAAGAGCUUCAUCGAGACCCAGAAGGCCCUCCUGACCGAAAUCCAAAAUGGCUGCAAGCGCAACUUUGUCCUCGCCAAAGAGAAGGAAGAAAAGGAGCAGAAGCUGCAGCAGUCUGCCUCCAUGCCCGAAAUCACUAUCACCGAGCCCCUCGAAGAAGGAGCCGUGGAAGAUGACGGGGAAAACGGGGACGCGGCGUCCACGCCGGAAGAGGGAGAGGAAGUUGGGGAGGCCUUGGAAUCCCACGAGAACGGGGCGGCGGCGGCGGGGCUGGCCGAUGGCAAAGACGAGUCGUCGGAUUCCGAUACGGAGACUGACGAGGAGGACGAGAAGCUGGAGCUGAAGGCUCUCCCGCCCCUGCAGAAGCGCAGCAGCCCCGAUCACGUCACGGCUUUGCCCAAGCCCUGUUGCUCCCCUGAAAAGGCCAAGGAUGCCCUUAGCUCUGAGAGCAGAGUCCCCCCGUUGAACACUACAGAAGAAAUAAAAUGUGAAUUGGCCGUGGGUGUCACGAGUGGGGCUCCAGCCCAGACCAACCCUCCUGGGAACGAGAGGCGGAUCGCAGUCUCCAGUCCCGGGCGAGGCCAUAAGAUCUUUGUGGUGACGCGGGUGGAGAGCCUGCCAGAGAAGCGGGACGGGCGGCAGGCGGAGAGUCCCGGCCCGCAGGCGCCGCCGCCGAUGCCCACGGGCUCCCCAGCCCAAACCCAUUCGGCAGAGACCGAGCGCUCAGACAUGCGGGCGAGUGGGACUGUUUCCGGAGGGGCAGCCAGCUCGGACGUGCCUCCCCUGACGCCGAGCUCUGGUUCGGGGGCGGAAAAGCUGGACUCUGGGCUGUGUGGGGGCGCGAUUCACAACGCCCUGCUGCCCAACGGACUAAAGACGGAGUUUGUUCAUGCACUACCAGAUGCGUCCUUGGGGCGCGACGGGAGGAUUGCCAGUUGCUCUGUAGAACACGAGCUCAGCUGUUCCAAGAACGACAAGGAGCUUGAGGAGCUGCUCUUAGAGGCAAGCCAGGAACCGAUGUGAUGCUUUUGAGUUCUGAGCCAUUCCGUAUGAAGUGGGUUCUGACUUGGGAAGCGCCUGCCUAGCUUUACUUCCUCCCUACGAUUACUUCCCACCAGGUGAUUCUGAGAAAAAACACACACGCCCUGAGUUUGCAAUGCAGAGGCAACGUGAUUUCCCCCUUCCCUGUUUUCCCUCUUUCCUUUUUUGAGAACAGCUCCGUUUGUUCCUGAACUUGUCUCCUUCCACCCCGCCUUCCCUUCACGUUCUUGACUCUUCUUCCCUCGGAAAAGAUGCCCCUGGGCAGGGGGAGAAUCGCAAAGACCUUGCCCAAGAGAAGAGCUGCGUCCUUUCCACACGGAGCAAUCUAUGGCCGCCUUGGCUGCUGCUUUAGCGUCUGUCUCGCCAACUCUAGCCGGGGGCACUUGGCAAUCUUUUACCGGGAUUCCCCUUCCAAGUUAAUUCGCAAGGAGACAGACUUUUGAACUAUGGAUAAGAUGGUCAUUGGAUGGGACUCCUCUCCCCAGCUCGAAUGGGAGGCUUAACAAUAAAAACCAAGGACAAGUGGGACCUGUAUUUUUAUUUUUAUUUUAUUUUUUUUGCUUCCUCCGCAUUACAAGUGCCGCAGGUCCCAGGCGGUCUGCUUUGCUUUGUCACUACAAGAGAACAGCGGCUCUCCCGGAUCAGGACCGCAAAGCCCUGUCCCGUUGCCGCCUCUGCUGAGAACUCUCGUCUCAACCAACUGAGACGAUUUAGGCUGUUGUCCACAGCACGGACUACUAUUUAUUUUUUGUCCCCAAUUCCCCUUUUCCUCUUGAGUUGUGUCUUUUUUUGUUGUGUCUAUUUAUCAUAACUGUGCGGGAGCAGUGAUCCUUUGAACCCUCACCUGCAACCGUUCCGGAAGGCCUCCGCCUGCCCAGAAAUGAGGAAUGCGCCUCUCUCUCCUGCCCCACAGAGCAGCGUGGCGUCCUGCGUGAUGUAAGCCCUUCCCUGAUGUAAGCCCUUCCCUGGUGGGGGGGAGCGGCUGUGCUUCAGCCAAGGCGGAACCGCGGAAGGGGGGUUUUUCUGCACUGACGGGCCACCAGUGGGCGAGACAGCUGCCACGCCCUCCCUCUGAUCUGGUCCUCCCCAUCUUUUGUGGGGUUUGGUGGGGGGCGGGGAGGCAAACUCAUGGCACGGCCUAGGAAGACUUUUCAAGCCAUACUGUGCUGGGACCAUUGGACAGUGGCGGAGGGUGUGGAGAUGGCUACCAGUUUCGGCGGCGAGAGUCUUGGCCAAAACGACACACGCGUGGUGGGAGAGGGUGGACUCCUCUUUCCCCCCACCCACCCCGGGCAAGGAAACUCACACAAGAAACCUCUAAGGAUGCUGCUGGCUUCUGGAUGGUUUUAAUUCUUCUUCUUUUUUUAAACGUACCACCUCUCUGUGUCGCAGGUUCCCCCCCAGUUUCUGUACAUACUUCGGCGGUGGGCGAGAAGGUAGCUGCCGCGUCUUGCAGUUAGCAGCCGAAUGGGAGUCUGAGCCUGCAGGACGGAACGUUAGCUGCCCCUCCCCAGGGCCGUUCAGAGUAGCCAAGAACUCCUCCUUCCAGAACAAGAUCCAGCCCCUCCCCUGUCGGAAACACUUCCAUCUUCAGCACCAAAGCAGGGAGGGACGGCGCGUUGCUGCAGAAAGUGGGGGCGGGGGUUGAAUAUUUCUCAGGGAAGGGCUUUUUUGGCAACACCCCCCAGGAUGCACCACUCUUGCCCCCAAGAGAGAAGCCAGAGUGGUUAUGGGGAAAGCUGAUGGCGCCAGCCUGCAUGAUGAUGCCCCCCUUCUCCCCCACCCAGUUGCAUCAGGGCCCACAGAGAGGGGAGAGAGAGCCUGAAGUUUACAAAAGGUGGGGGUGCAAAGGACCCCUUGGGUGGUCCCCCAAACUGAGAUCUCUGCCCUUUAUCCACCCCCUCCAAAAAAAUCAAUCAAGAGGAGAAGAGAAAUUUGCAUGAAGGAAGGAGAUGAUGGGCACUUUCCUAUGUAGAGGUUCCCAUCAGCAAUGAUGGAAGUGUGUGCAGCCCCUUUUCCUCGUGUGGCGAGGUCUGUAUCCAUGGAAAUGCAGGCCAGGGGGAUGAAGUGGCUUGAUGGUUGGGGAAGGAUCAGCCCUCUUUAGGGGUCCUUGAACUCCCCUGAGAAUCCCACUGUGAUCACUAAAGCCCCAACCCAAACUGCUAGCAGGAAAGGAGGGGGAAACCUCAUGUUUCCCCCCUUGUAUGUGACAGACUACUUUUUUGUCCCUGCUAUCGUGAUGUGGAAUCUCUGCAAGAGAUCGGUACUAAUUCUGUAAUUUAAGCAAAAUGGAAAAGAGGAGUCUGAGUCCGGGGUGUGUGUGGUGUUUUUUUUCCUUCUUUUUUUGUAUAGACUGACCAGAGGAAACGGCUCACUCCCCCAAGAGAGGAGAUUGUUGGGUUAGAUGUAGAACUUUAUGCUUUUUACUUUAUUAUUAUUUUUCUUAAGUGCAAUAAAAUCUAUCAGGGAGCUUGAGAGGGAACUUUGCUGCAUGGAAUUUCAGGCUGGAGAGGCAGAAGCAAAACGUUUUGUGUGCCCUUCACUGCUUGACCGUGAUUUUCUCUCUUUUUCACUCACACACACGCACACACAUGGAGUUUUUGCUGAGUUAACACUACAUUAAAAAGAAAAAAAGAUGGCGCCAGUUUGAUUUCUGUGUUUUUCUUUUUUUGUCAUUCCUUUUUGUUGUGUGUGGAGUUUUAUUUUGUUGAAACUGUCUUCUAUUAAAUGAAAAAGCUGCAUUCA